AUGGGUAAUAUCGAAGGUAAGGACGCCAAAGCGGACAAAGAAAAACAGCCAAAGGUCCAAAUGGCACAGCCGUUGGGUGCCAACGACCGGCAUUAUGCUCUGUACAAUCUGGUCGAUAUGCACGGUGGUGGAGAGCUGAUACCCUGGAUGAGGUAUGCCGUGAAUAGUGGUGAUCACAGCCUGAUCGAUGGGUACAUGGAGACCAAAGUUUGUGUACGUUUGCUUACUUUUGAAGGUUCAGAUAGCUCUUAUUGUAAAAAUUGAGAUAUAGUUUUCAAACUUUAAAGUUUGAGUACGGUAUUUAGUACUGUACGUUCAAUAUCUUAUAUCUUGAGUACGGUAGUUAGUAUUGUACUGUUAAUAUAAAAGUUAUUAAACACCUUGAACAAAAAAUGAAAGUAAGGACAAUUACCUACAUUAUGAAAUUGUUUUCAGGACAUGACGUAUAACGGUGGGAAAGGCAGGCUAGAGUCGGUGGCCGAGUUGGUAAAAGCCCGUAACAAGGAGAGAAACGAACGUCUGGGAGCAUUCAGUAGAAAAAAGGGAAAAGGAAAAAGUGGUCCAAACAUUUUGGACAACUUUAAUCAGGAAAAUAAUCAAGGCGAUUUGAAGAAAGGUGAUCUUGAAACAUUUUGAGAUUAUAUACCUUUCUUUGGCUUAUUGAGAUUAGGCUUAAUUGGUUUGGUUUUUUAUGUCUAGGCUUAAUAGGCUUGAGCUUAAAGUUAGUGGGCAUAUUACUUUAUGCAAUAUUGUAAACAUACCAUUUUUAGCAUUAAAACUAUUGGAUGGAGGUAAAGGCGGCAAGGGUGAUGCAAAGUAUCGAGAAAUUGUAUGGAAGCUUGAUGCCAGAGGUGAGUUUAUAAAAAUUAAAUUUUAAAAGCACAAACAAUAUCGAAAUUCUUUAAAUAAUAAAACACAAAAAGUAAAAUUUUCAGGAUCAAUGGGAGAAAACCUCCUAGGAUGUUGCUUAAUGCAAGGUACAGCAGUUCACAAUCAACUAGCCAUCAAACUACUGGAACAAUUUCCGAAAUUGGUAAAUGACAUAUUCAUAUCAGAAGACUACUACGGUUUAUCCCCUUUACAUCAAGCAAUCGUGAAUGAAGACCCGUUCAUGGUCAGCUAUCUAUUGUCUAAAGGAGCUGAAAUCAACCAACGUUGUUACGGUGCCUUCUUCUCACCUGAUGACCAAAUCAGUAGCCGGACAGAUUCGUUGGAGCACGAAUAUGUUGAAGUCAACUCAGAUGACACGGAUUAUAAGGGGUGGGUUAUAUUUACAUAAACGUUAUACCGAAUAUGGCCAAAUCAUUCGCAGAGACGUAUUUUAAUGUUUAUAUACUAUUUUUUAAUUAUAAAAAUUCGAAAUUCAAAAAUUUUUUUUAAUUUAGAAAAAUGUACUUUGGAGAGUACCCAUUAGCAUUUGCUGCAUGUACGAACCAAAUUGACUGCUAUCGUAUACUGCGUGCUCACAAAGCCGAUCCAAAUUCUCGUGACACAAAUGGCAACACUGUGCUACAUAUGACCGUCAUUCAUGAAAAUUUAGUGAGUUUUUAAUGUCGUACUGCAUACUGUAUAUUCUUACAAGACACAAAGUACUACGAGUGUUAGCAUUGAUUUGAAAUACUUUCUAUUGUUUUAGGACAUGUUCAGACUUGUGUACGAGACCGGUGGAAAGCUACAAACAAUGAAUAAGCAAAAUCUCACCCCAUUGACUUUGGCUGCUAAAUUGGCCAAGAAAACGGUAAAAUAUUUAAAAAUUUAAUUUUAAAUUUUAAAAUAAUAAAAAGUACAAUUUUUGAAUAUUUUGUAACACUUUUUAGAUGUUCGAACAAAUCCUUCAGCUAGAAAGCAACGUGAUUUGGCAGUAUGGUGAUGCCGCUUCGACAGCGUUCCCAUUGGCCAAGAUCGACACGAUCAACCAAGAAACAGGAGAACUAAAUGAAGAUUCGGCACUAUCAUUAGUGGUUUAUGGCGACAGUAAAGAACAUUUGGACCUUUUGGAUGGAUUACUCGAAGAUUUGCUACAAGCAAAGUGGCAGGCUUAUGCUAAGAAAAGGUGGGUUUUUAGGCUUAUUCAUAAAUACUUUUUCCUUGUUUAAGUUUUGUAAAUAUUGAACUUGGUCGACUACAAUUUUAUUUUUUUCCAUGUUUUAGUUGGCAAAAGUCAUUAUCAGCAUUUGCAAUAUACUACCUGUUCUACUUCCUCGCCUUUAUGUCACGACCAUUUUCAUUAAACACAUCCGUAACCGCGGACUUCUGGAUUACCGAUACAGGGGUUGAUAACCGCAGUCACUCCACUCUGAUUCAUAUGAAUGAAUAUUAUCAGGAGUACGAACAAGAACAACAUAACCCUAUUUCCAUGUUCUUCUAUCAACAUUGGGCACACAAACCGUCCUGUUUCUUGUUCAUGUACUCAAAACAAGGUUUUCAAGGUUAUGUCAGGGCUGUAUGUGAGAUUACUGUAGUUUUAAUGGUUUUUAUACAAAUUAUCCUUGAAUUGGUGGAAAUUCGCAGUGUCGGCAAAAAGAGGUAUUGGCAAGUAUUGGUAAGCUUUAAAUUUAAACUUAUGUCAAUUAAAAAAGUUAAUAGUGCACUAAAAUUUAAUUAGGCUUAUUACAAGCCUAACAUUUACUUUUUUGAUCUAAGGUCGCAGAUGUUAAUUUUAAAAAAAUUAUAUUCCCCUUAUCUCAACUUCUCCAAGCUCAAAAAAAUAAAUUAAUUUUCAGAAAGCUUUCCCCGCCAAAAUUAUGUACAAAAUAAGCCUAAUCAUCACAAUGUGUGUGGUACCAGUACGAUUUUCUUGUGGGCUAGAAACAAAAUACAAUAUUAUGUUAGUAGCCGAAAACACGUUAAUGUUAGUGGCAGUUUUAAUGACAACAGUGCAUUUCCUGUUUUAUUGUCGCGCAGUCAAGUUUGUGGGACCAUUCGUGUUGAUGGUAUAUACCAUCAUAACACGAGACAUGUUCCGUUUCUUCGUGAUUUAUUUCAUUUUCCUUAUGGGAUUCUCGCAAGGAUUCUAUUUAAUCUUUUUGACAUGCGAACGCAGCUACAGAACACAUUUGAUCACGGAAGAGAAUAGAACAUUCAUCGAAGCGGCCAAAAGUAGGUCUUUUGGCAAAUGUCAAAGAUGUUGUACAGUGAAAAAUUGAUUCUUUAGUAUAAUAUCAAUUCAUUGGAACUUUUUUAGCAUUAUUGUAAACAAAAAGCAAACUUUCCCCAAUAAAAACUCCGUUUUCAGUGGCCGAAGACAAGAAUAUAAUGUCAAUCCCGAUCGAAUCCAUGCUUCGACUCUUUAUUACAACUAUCGGAGAAUUUACUGUGUUUUAUCGUGAAUUAAACGCGUGUAUGGCUACUAACAUGGCAUCGCUUGGUAAAGCAUUGUUUUUCAUUUUUGAAAUGUUUGUAAGCCUUAUGCAGUUUAACCUGCUGAUCGCUAUGAUGACACGGACAUACGAAUUGAUCUACCGGACACAAAAAGAAUGGAAACGACAGGUAUAUUGAGGUUUUUCGUUUUUUGUUGUAGAUUUUUUGGUUUUUGUUGUAUUUUUGUUUAUUUAUUUCUAUUUUUUCAUUAUAAUUUUCAUGUUCUUUAUAAUCCCAAUGAAACAAUAAUAAUAUUUUUAGUGGGCCCAAGUAAUUUUGAUGUUAGAACUGUCCCUCAAACCCAACGACCGCCUUAUGGCUUUGCUAAAGUAUUCAAGACCAAUAGGCACUGAUAAAAGAAGGAGAGCGUUUGUUGUCAACCGAAAGGUAAAACAUAAAUCAAAUUUUCAGCAUUAUAUUAAAAUUGACUAAAAUAUUUUCUGUACUAUAAUGUUUAAUCAUAUUAUCAUCUUAGAUCGACUCAUUGAACGAAAGCGAACGAAUUCAAAAAGAACGUUUGGAAAGCGAAAAACGCAAGGAAAAGAAAUUGUUAUUAAAGAGGAGGUUAAAGGUAAGUUACAACGCACAAAAGCUCCAAAAGGUAGUGCCAAAACACUCCUCUCAUUCAUCAAACUUUAAAAUAUAUAAAACCGCAAAAAUUAUUUUAUGGAUAUGAUUUACAAACCUCAAUAAUUCAGGGCUUCAAAGACGUUAAAAAUGGAAUGCGGCCAGUAACGUCCUACCUUACAGCUCCUACGCCAAUGCCGCGCAGGUAA
Bursaphelenchus okinawaensis is the source of this 4136-nucleotide messenger RNA. Lineage: Eukaryota; Metazoa; Nematoda; Chromadorea; Rhabditida; Aphelenchoididae. The record is from the annotation of a GenBank genome assembly.